This is a messenger RNA of Ctenopharyngodon idella (grass carp), 7334 nucleotides long. RefSeq names its product dopamine receptor D6b (gene drd6b). The record is from RefSeq and is a predicted model, not a curated record. NCBI's taxonomy places the organism in Eukaryota, Metazoa, Chordata, Actinopteri, Cypriniformes, Xenocyprididae. Gene Ontology annotation, molecular function: G protein-coupled receptor activity. Gene Ontology annotation, cellular component: membrane. Gene Ontology annotation, biological process: adenylate cyclase-activating adrenergic receptor signaling pathway.
UUCUCGAAUAAGAUUUUUUUUCUCAAAACAAUAAGUUCAGAUCACUGAAUAGUUAGUUUCUUGUUCACAUCAGAUUUGAGUUUCUUAUUGAUUUAAGCAAAUUGCAUGUGUUUUGGCACAUGUGUGCAAAAGAGUACAAUAGUCUACAAUAUGCACAAUAACUAAAUGCACAUGGCUUGUUGAUCAAAACUGAUGAGCUGAUUCUCAGUGAACUUGUCAAACUCUUCACAACUUCUAAACAUUCUUUCAUCGUGUGAGGCAUCACAAGCAAAAUGAUCCAUUCAGUUAUCAAAAUCUGUCAGACAUUCAAUAAAUUCAUGACAUGGAAUGUUUGUAAUGUCUGCUAUAUUGGCAAAUGGCCUGCCAUUGUAAUGAAAUAGGAAUCACAAUCUUACCAAUCAACCAAUCAGGUUUGGAAGCAGGCUGGAGUUUGCACAAUCACUGCCAUUUGUGAACAUUUGUGGACGUCUAAAUCCAUAAACAGCAACAGCAGUUUAUUUUUGUAGAAAUGUAUUAAACAUAUUAAACUGAAAAUACACAGAUGCUUGUUGUGGAAGAGCAAGAUAUGUAAGAAUGUGUGGUGUUAGGGGAAGACAUAAUAGGAUAUGUAAAAAUGAACAAGCAACUGUGAAUAUUCUAUAUUCUACAAAUAUAGUGUAGAAAACAGACACAAUAAGUAGGUUUUGAAGCAUGAAUGAAAAGUUUUGGGUGAGUAACUACAUUUUGCAGACAUGUGAUAGAGACUUACAGUUUAGAGACUGUUAAGACUGAUUCGAAAAAUGUUCCAAAGAGAUUGAGAAAAACUGUAAAACAUUUAAAAGCGAGCAAAUGGGUAACUGGACAUUUAGCUCAAAACAUUAUGGCUGGCUGGCUGGCUGGCACGAUAGAACGAUAGAUAGAUAGAUAGAUAGAUAGAUAGAUAGAUAGAUUAUAUUGGCAAAAGUAUUGGGACUCCCCUCCAAAUCAUUGAAUUCAGGUGUCCCAAUCACUUCCAUGGCCACAGGUGUAUAAAAUCAAGCACCUAGGCAUGCAGACUGCUUCUACAAGUGGUAGGCCACGUAAAAUCACAGAGCGGAGUCAGCGCAUGCUGAGGCGCACAGUGCGCAGAAGUCGCCAACUUUCUGCAGAGUCAAUAGCUACAGACCUCCAAACUUCAUGUGGCCUUCAGAUUAGCUUAAGAACAGUGUGUAGAGAGCUUCAUGGAAUGGGUUUCCAUGGCUGAGCAGCUGCAUCCAAGCCUUACAUCACCAAGUGCAAUGCAAAGCGUCGGAUGCAGUGGUGUAAAGCAUGCCGUCACUGGACUCUAGAGCAGUGGAGACGUGUUCUCUGGAGUGACAAAUCUCGCUUCUCUGUCUGGCAAUCCGAUGAACGAGUCUGGGUUUGGCGGUUGCCAGGAGAACGGUACUUGCCUGACUUCAUUGUGUAAAAUGUAAAGUUUGGUGGAGGGGGGAUUAUGGUGUGGGGUUGGGCUUGGCCCCUUAGUUCCAGUGAAAGGAACUCUUAAUAAGUCCAAGACAUACCAAGACAUUUUGGACAAUUUCAUGCUCCCAACUUUGUGGGAACAGUUUGAGGAUGGCGCCUUCCUGUUCCAACAUGACUGCGCACCAAGUGCACAAAGCAAGAUCCAUAAAGACAUGGAUGAGCGAGUUUGGUGUGGAGGAACUUGACUGGCCUGCACAGAGUCCUGACCCAAAACUUUUGGCAAUAUAGUGUAGAUAGAUAGAUAGAUAGAUAGAUAGAUAGAUAGGCGGACGGACGGACGGACGGAUGGACAGACAGACAGACAGAUAGAUAGAUAGAUAGAUAGAUAGAUAGAUAGAUAGAUAGAUGAAAUGUCAGAGGGAAUUCUGGGAAUGUCAAUUUAGGGCUAACACAAUAAAUUAGUAAAAAAAUUUUCUUCCAAAAAAUGUAUAUUUAACAGUAUUUUACUUAUUUUUUUGCUUAAACUUACUAAUAACCAAUUUACAGUUUUUUCCUGUAGCAUUUUUACAGUUUUUUUUUUUUUUUUUUUUUUUUUACAGUUACAAACAAUUUACAGUUUUACAGCGUACGGUCAGAGAGCCCGUGUUUCCAUGUGGAGGUGGAGCUGCUUUCUAUCUUAUUUAUCUCCAACUCAGUGAACGAACUCAGUUAUGUCGUACCCUACUGAACCGACCCCUUCUGUCUCUCUCUCUCUCUGUGGCACUGCAUAUAGCAUCAAACUCAAUUUUUUUUCCAGAAGCGAGAGUGCAUCGUUCCCUUUUAUACGCACUAUUCAGAGGGAACGCGAUGUCAAUUUGCAGAAAGAAGAUACCGAGAGCUUUUGAAAAAGAGCUUCAGCGGGAAACAGAGAAACUGGUGAGGUGAGGAGCCACCUGAAUAUGAUAUAUUUGAUUUGGGUCCAGAGAAAGCCCCAUGGAGAGCGAUGGUGCUGAAAGGGACAGCUCCGGCGUGGGUGUCCGCGCGCUGACGGGCUGCGCUCUCUGCGCGCUCAUUCUCUCCACACUGCUGGGGAACACGCUCGUGUGCGCCGCCGUCAUUAAAUUCAGACACCUCAGAUCCAAAGUCACUAAUUUUUUCGUCAUAUCCCUGGCGGUUUCGGAUCUCUUCGUGGCUGUUCUGGUCAUGCCGUGGAAGGCUGUCUCUGAGGUGGCCGGCUGCUGGCUCUUCGGGAGCUUCUGCGACACUUGGAUAGCUUUUGAUAUCAUGUGCUCAACGGCGUCUAUACUCAACUUGUGCAUCAUCAGUUUGGACAGAUACUGGGCCAUCUCGAGCCCCUUCCGUUAUGAGCGUAAAAUGACCCAAAGGGUGGCGUUUGUAAUGAUCGGGAUGGCGUGGACACUUUCUGUCCUGAUCUCUUUCAUCCCUGUCAGAAUGAACUGGCACAGGGCUGUGGAUCAUAACGCGCCUUUAAACCUCACCGUUUAUUCGGAGGACUGCACUGCGACUUUAAACCGGACGUAUGCUAUAGCAUCUUCACUCAUAAGCUUCUACAUCCCUGUUAUCAUCAUGAUAGGAACAUAUACACGGAUCUAUCGGAUCGCACAAACGCAGAUCCGAAGGAUCUCCAGUUUGGAAAGGGCAGCCGGACACAUGCAGAACAACCACGACUGCGCGAGCGAACAGUCGCUGAAAAGCACGUUUAAGAAAGAAACUAAGGUGUUAAAAACACUUUCCAUCAUCGUGGGGGUGUUUGUGUUCUGCUGGCUGCCCUUUUUCGUCCUCAACUGCAUCGUGCCAUUCUGUGACCUGGACACUCUCGGAGACUCUCUGUGCGUGAGCAGCACCACUUUCAACAUCUUCGUGUGGUUCGGAUGGGCCAAUUCAUCGCUCAACCCGGUCAUCUACGCGUUCAACGCGGAUUUCCGCAGCUUUAGCACUAUUCUGGGUUGCAACCGACUCUGCGCGUCUUCUGCGGUGGAGACGGUGAACUUCACCAACGAGCUGGUGUCCUACCAUCACGACACCACUCUGCUCCACAAGGACGCGCAGGGUGUUUCCAGCCCUCAGCGCCUGGUUCUGGUCCCCGGUCACAUGGACUUACCUUUCGACAAGGUCUCGAUCGCGUCCGAUUCGUCUCGUAUCCAAAGGAACGUGCUGCUGCCUGCGCUAGAGCAGCAGGAGGGAGAGAUGGAGAUUUCCCUGGACAUGAUGCCCUUCACCUCCACACUCACUGCACUGAGCGACUGCUGUGGGAUUCCGGGUCAAAUCGAGGAGUGUUGAGUCUGACCUCAUUUCACACGAACCUAUUUAUAGCAUCAUAAAAAAUAUAACCUCAUUUUAUUUUUUUCGUGCACUCAUGAAAAUACUUAGGGCUAAAUAAGAGAUAUAUGCAUAUGGAUUGCAUAUAAAAUUCCGAUCAUUUUAGAUGAGAACAAACUAAUACACUUAAUGUAAUGCAUAUUUGUCAAUCAUACAUAAAUGAAACAGUUUAUUAGCUAUUUGCAUCUAAUUGAUUUUAUUUGAAUAAUCGUGUUUUCAAAAUGCAUGUAUUCAAACAUAAACAGAAGUAUCAGAAUAAAUAUGUUUAUUGUGAAACCAUUUUUUUUUUUUUUUUCCAGUUAAAAAGUAUGAACGUUUCAAAUAUGGCUGUAGCUGUGUGUGGAAUAAGCACUAUUUAAUUAGUUUAAUGUCCCCCUGAAAUCAAAAUUUAAGUUUUUUAGCUUUUAGUAUGAAUAUGUUAGACUUAAUGUUAUGAAUAAGCUGGUGUGUUCCAAAACAAUGAAAAAAUUUGCAUUUUGGAGAUAUAAGCAUUCAAAACUUACAGUCUCUCACUUCCACUAAAAUGGAGCAUGGAUUUUCAUGACAUCACCACACACUUCAGAUUCUCAUCAGAUCUUCUGUCCAAUCAAAUGCUCUCUAGAAUCUAAAGUGUCCCGCCCCCUACAUUAUAAAUAGAUGCUGUAGCUGCGGCUGAAAUCAGUCAUUUGUUCACACAUUUACUAUUUUCUACAUGGUGAGUGGCACAUAGUGCACUGUAUAGGGGAUAGGGAACAAUUAAGACAGUGUAAAUAUGCUUUCCAUUGAGGCGAAUGAAGUCUGGUUUCACGUUAGUGUCACGCGAACCGCAGCGCGAGCAGUCUGUUCCGAUCCAGAGACAUGAAAGCGCAGAGUGGAUUAUAUCCGUGAGUCGGCACAGACUACAAAACAUUUUGGACACAUUUGAAUUCUGCACAGAAUACUAUAUUUUAAAGCGAUAUGGAGGAGAUUAUGAGGAGAAACAGUUAGAGAUUAGAAGGAACUGAAGUUUUACGAGCUCAUUGGCUCUGGCUGAGCUGUGAUAUGAACGAAACGCUACUGGCUAUUUUAAAAAGGGGGAGGAGCUGUUCCAUAUGUCCUGCCCUGUCUUCCUGUUUCAGUUGAAAUUUCCCGCCGGAACACGCUCCCUCAGCCGGACUAAGUGGCAAAAGAGCCUGCUACAUGACUGGAUUUAAUAGGGGAAACUGCAAGUAAAACAAACGAUUAUUAGUUUAAACUAAAGGUUGGACGCAGUAUAGUCAAAGUCCCUUUAAGACAAGUCAUUUCACUCGGCGGCCAUCUUUGAAACGCCUCUCGGGCAUCCUGGGCAUCAUGCAGCUCUUUGAAUGGGGAAACAUCAAAUUCUCCAAAGCUGUUUGCCAAGCUUUCGAUUAAAUUUCAUAUUUGAAAUCACCAAUUAAAUCUGACAACAACUGUCUCAUAAAUUUUUUUUUUCCAAACGCUCAAAUCAUGACAAAAAAAACAGUAUUUAGGCUGGAUCAAUGCGCGUCUCUUGUGCCUCAUUUCUGAGGCGCGCGUCUGACUGUUUCUAUAGAAACCGGUGCUUCUAACGGCCGCUGCAGUGACGCGAUGACUUUACAGGUCGGCGAUUGGCUCUUAUUUUGAAGGCGGGACUUAUUCCGCCAUAUUGAGCGUUACACUUUCUCCCAUUCAAAACAAUACGAGUGACAUGUCUUGUGUUAUUCUAUAGUCUUUGGAAUAGUGUUCCUUAAAACUUGGAAUAUUGACAUGCAGCCAGGAAUCGUGUUUCCUGACAAUUACAUAUGUGCCUGAUUUCAACGCCAGGGAAAUACAUAAAGCAAAUUUGCCUGUGAACGCUUUAUAUAAAUACACUAUAGGUAGGUCUAAAUCCGGGUUAUCACUUAUAUCAAUGUUAUAUAUAUCGUCCAGCCCUAGUUUUUGUCAGCAUUUAUUUAAAAACAUCCAAUUAUGCAAAAUAUUAAGAUGGUAAAUAUUUAAUUUAUGAGUUGUAAAUACAAUAUAUAACAAUACAAUAUACAGAGUAUGAUUUUACCUCAAAAUUCAACAUAUUGACACAAAAUGAUAACUGCAAAUCCAGGUUUCGCGAGUCCAGUUGUUUCUGUGAAUUGCAGCGAUCCAUUUGCUUCUCUUUUCUGUAGCUUUCGGCAUUCUGUAAAAAUGUACCUCAGAUUUCUUGUCAAAUCAAUUUGUACAGUCAAUCGCAAAGCUCUUUCCCAUUUUUAAUAUGUUUUGUGUGUUUUCAAUCAAUCAAUGGGUGUAACCGCAGUCACAACGGCCAGCGGUGACGUCGCGUGCAUACCCUCUAUAAUGCUGCGCGUUAAAGGCACUUCAGUGGGCCUUUAAAUGUAUGAAAUUGUAUAACUAUAACCAUAUGGUUACUAAACAGUUUAUUAACACUAUAUUGCUGAAAUUUUACCCGUUUUAUAUGUAUGACUGACAAAUAUGCACCACAUUACUUAUUAGUUUAUGUUAAAACUGUGUAAUCCGAAUGGAUGGGUAUUUUAUAUGCAAUUCAAAUAUAUAUUUUAAAUUUAGGCCUAAAUAUUUUGUUUGAGCCCUCAUCAAUUUCAGCACUCCUAAAUCUGUCAAAAAAGGGUGAAAUUUCCUUUAGAGUAAAACACUUUAUUUUAUUAAAGUAAUAUCAUUAAUCUCAUUUCAAAGCUCAAAGAAAUUGAAAGCUGGGGUCAAAAAGGGUGAGAAAUGCAAAAUGAUAAUUUUAUAAGAAAUAAUAUUAUCAACAGUUUGAAUGAAGAGUUGAAUGAAAAAAAAAGAAGAAUGUGAGAAUCAACAUGAUUUUUCAAAAUCCACAUUCUGAAAUCGGUUUAGAUCACAAAAUCUAAUCUUGGUUUUGAUCUCGAUCAAAUCGUCAAUUUGUGUUGUUUAAACAUUUUUUAGUAAGAUUGGGAUUCCUUUGAUAAAAAAAUUCAGGAUUAUCCUGAUCCCAACAGAAGGGUGGAUUUCAGGAACAAAAAUUUAAUAAAACUGGCCAAAACAUACAACAUUUGUAUCAUGUAAUAUACACACAUUUAUAUUUUUAUUUUGCUCUUGAUUAGUUUAACUGUUAAAGUAAUAAAGUAGAAAUAGACAUUAGGCUACCUAGAGUAAAGUGAAAAAAAAAAAAAAAAGAGAUUUCGGCACAAUAACAUAAUCCCCCAAUUUCAAACAAAAAUAAUAUAUUUACGUUUAAGUGUUUUUUUUUUAAAUCACUUAAAAACUACUGGUACAAUCAUCAGAGAUGAACCAGUCAAAAAUCGUUUCUAACAGUAGCAUCCCUUUUUGCAAAUAUUUGUUUGUUUUUGUUGUGGAUCACAUGAGGGGCUACGGAAACUCUAAAGAGACAUGGUGAUGGGGGAAAAAAUAUGAGAUGGGAGGAAAAUGAAUUUUAAUGCUUUUGCGUUCUCUCGUCAAGGUUUUGUUUUCUCCCAAGGAACUUUGCAUUCACUCUCAAAACUCAAGUUAUUUGCAAAUGAACGCAAUGUUUCUUGGGGGAACACAAAACUUUUGCGAGAGAACGCAAAAGCAUUCAAAUAUAUAAUUUUUCUCCGAUUUAAAUAUUUUUUCCCUCACCAUGUCCCUUUAGUGCUUCCGUAGGGGUCCGAUUGCUUAAAGGAAAC